GUUUGCAUUGAAAGGCUCUUUGGUUUUGUAUCAAAAGCGUGCAGGUUUACAUUAAAAGAUGCAAAAGAUUGGCUUGAAUCAGCUGAUUGCCCUAAAGAAUGCCAUGUAAUAAUCAGCAACUUAAGCGGUACUAAAUGGUUUUCUUACGGAACGUUCUACACAGCCGUCUAUGAACUGAGAUCAAUAGAUCUUUGUUUCAAUGGUUUGAGUGAGAGUUUGAAGACAAUCAACAUAAGCUGCGAACGUUCAUUUGCAGAUAGUAGAAGUAUGACAGUUAUUUGCAAAUCAGGGUUUGAAAAUGCAAAAGAUUUGUGCACAUCAACUAAAAAGUGUGAAGAUGAAACUAAGACGUGCUUGUUGAAAGGACAGAUCGGUGUUUGUGUAUGCAAUCCUGGGUAUAUAGGAUUUAAAAACGAAUGUUUAGAAGGAAAUUUGACACUGAAUGGAACCUGCAAACGAAAUGAGCAGUGUUCUAUGGUAUUUGGCUCAGUUUGUCAGAAUAACACAUGUGUUUGUGGACUUGGGUAUAAAUCAUUGAAUGAUUCAAAAUGUUUGUUGCACUCUGAAAAUAGUGAUUUUGAAGCACGUGCCAUAGACAUGAGAGAAGAUACCGUAGUCGGUUUGAUGGUUGGAGCUGUUAUUGGUGGCCUUAUCUUAGGCAAUAUCCUUACUGUUCUAGGAGUUAUCAUCUACAAAAAUAUGAGAAACGGGAAACAUAAGGCUGGAAAAGAAGAAGAGCAGAUGGCUGCAGUUUUUGAAAACACUUCUUAUGAAACUGAAAGAGAAGCAGAUCAGAAUCGUUUUACCGAGCAACGAACAAAUGAGGUGAGAAAUUUACAAAAUAUUGAAUAG
Messenger RNA from Saccostrea cuccullata (small rock oyster), 852 nucleotides. RefSeq lists its product as uncharacterized. The transcript has 7 exons. The coding region runs from base 268 to 852 and encodes 194 amino acids. Lineage: Eukaryota; Metazoa; Mollusca; Bivalvia; Ostreida; Ostreidae. The record is from RefSeq and is a predicted model, not a curated record.